Molecule: messenger RNA, 3624 nt
Organism: Rotaria socialis
Lineage: Eukaryota; Metazoa; Rotifera; Eurotatoria; Philodinida; Philodinidae
Source: the annotation of a GenBank genome assembly
AUGAAAUCAGAGCAUAGCAGCAAUCAAUAUUUACCGAUAAAGAGUGAAUCCAGAUAUCCACAUGACUUUUGCGAAAACUCGUUGGUGAGGCUUGUACAGGACAAGUCAAUGAAAUUAAAAAAUUAUCAAACAAAUCAAUCUAUAAAAGUAACCGGUCCCGUUUCAAAUCUACAUCAAGAUUGUCGUCAUCAAGUAUGUACAUCAACACUCAUGUCAUUGCCUGCUUACGAUGAUCAAGAAAGAUCUGAGUCACAAUCAUAUGAUGAGCUUCAGCGUACUUCGUCAGAGUAUAUUUUCAAGGAAGCUUACGAGUUCCUUUCAAUGUACCAAACUGCAAAGGGUUUAUCGGUGGAAAGUUUUAGAGCUCGAUUAGAUGCAAUCAAGUUUGAAAUCGAAAGUACCGGAUUGUAUGCACAUACUACUGCUGAAAUUGAGUACGGGUGCCAGCUUGCAUGGCGUAACUCAGCCAGAUGCAUUAAUCGAUUAUAUUGGUCCACAUUGGAGGUUCUAGAUAAACGAAAUAUUACUAGCAAUCAUGAAAUGUUCGUUAUAAUAUGUGAUCAUUUACGUAUGGCUUAUAAUCAGGGCGUAUUAAAAGCCACAAUUCUUGUUAUGAACAGAGAAGCUCGACUCUGGUCAACGCAGUACCUGCGUUUUGCUUGCUAUCAAGAAUUAAAUGGUUCGUUGAUAGGUGAUCCAAUGAACCAAGAAUUGACCAAGGCAGCCAUGAAGCUGGGUUGGAAUAAGCCACUGAAAGAAAGAACACAAUGGGAUUUAUUACCGAUUAUUGUUCAGUGUGAUCCAAAUUUGCCACCUAGUUGGUUUGAAUUGCCUGAAGACUUACGCCCAAUUGUUUUUCUUUCGCAUCCAGACCCAACUUACGAUGCCGCAAUGAAGUCACUUGGUCUUCGUUGGAUUGCCCAACCAUUUGUCUCCGACAAAGCAGUCGAAAUCGGUGGUAUAGUUUACAAAUGUGUUCCUUUUAGUGGCUGGUUUAUGGAAACAGAAAUAGGAAGAAACUUGUGCGAUAUCCAAAGGUACAAUAUCAUUCCGAAAUUAGCCGCUCUUUUAGACCUGGAUGUAACGGCAGCAGCUAACGCACAAUUGAACGUUGAUCGAAUAUAUGUAGAAGUAAAUGCAGCCAUUCUUCAUUCAUUUCAACAAGCUAAAAUAACUAUUGUUGAUCAUCACACAGCUGCCGCUGGGUUCAUGAAAUUCAUGCGAGAAGAGGCAAAAGAUCGUGGAAAUACGCCGGCCGAUUGGGUAUGGCUAGUGCCACCCAUUAGCAGUGGAAUGAGUGUUUUAUUUCAUCAAGAAAUGUUAAACUAUGUUGUCAGACCGAGAGUGAUAGAUCAGUGCGAUCCAUGGACGUAUUAUCAACCGUUUCAAAUGUAUUGUAAUGACGUGAAAAUAUCACAUAUACGCAGAAAUACUUACUUUUUCAAAGUAUUGCGUAUUGCAUGCAUAAUUAUUGGUUUAGCAGUAAGAGCACAAAAGAAGCAAAUAUCUAUCCAUAUUCUUUAUGCAUCAACUACUGGAAUUGCAAAAUCCUAUGCAGAACAGAUAAGAAAGCGAUUAAUACCCGACGGCUAUCGCACAACGCUGGCAGAAUUAGAUGCAUAUUCAUUUCAUCGUGAAGAUAAGACUCAAGCAGUUACCAUCAUAAUAACAUCAACAUUUGGCCAAGGAAAUGCUCCAGAAGGAGGGCAGCAGCUAGAAAAAUGGCUAAAAAAGAAAAUGAAUGAAAUCGACCGAUGUAUGCAAAAUCAAGGUGUAAACUUUUCACAUUUGUCUUAUUCGCAGCUAAAAAAAUCGUUACAAUGGUGUACAUACGCUGUUUGCGCCAUUGGCUCAUCAGCAUAUCCAUCUUUUUGUGGAUUCGGAAAACUGAUUGACCGCGUACUUCAACUUUUGGGAGCUCAUCAACUUGUUCCUCUGGUUACAUGUGACGCACUCCAUUUUCAGUACAGAACUUUUGAUGAAUGGACACAAAAGAUAAUAGUAGCGCUGAAAAAAUUGGAUCUGCACAACUGUGAAACUCAGUUGCAUCAGCAAAUUCCUUUACUUCCAUCUUGCUCAUCUCCGAUCAGCUCGGCGUCAAAUAUCGAGCCACAAAAUUCUCUCGCUACAUUUGUCCGACCACACUAUAUUCCAUUGAACUUUGAUGGGAAGAUUGAUGAAAUAAGUACAACUCAACAAGUGGGACCGUUCACGAAGGAUAAUCCAUACAAUGCUGUAGUUUUGAAAAAUAUUGAAUUGAUUGGGGCUUUUAAUUCACAAUAUGAUUGUGCGGCCGAAUCUCCAGAAACUCGACAACAACUUGCUACGGUAUCUGACACCAUACAGAAUGAAUCAUUCAUUUUAUCUGAGUGCAAUGAAGCUCGAAAAGAUGAAUAUCAUUCAGUUCGUUUGAUAGUCUUCGAGACAGUUGGGUGGUCUUACUGUCCCGGUGAUCACGUGUGCAUUCUGCCUGAAAAUACUAUAGAAAAUAUUAAUGCCAUCAUUCUAGCUUGUGGGUGGCAACUAGAAAGCAAGCUUCUUAGCGACACAUGUUCACUUGCUUGUCUAUCCAACAAUAAGUAUAAAACUCUUCGUGAAAUAUUAACCUGGUUUGUCGAUUUGACAUCUGCACCACGACCAGAUAUGUUAAAUAUAAUCGCGACGUAUGCCACUAAUACAAAUGAGCAACGUCAAAUAAUGGACUUGGGAAAAGGUGAACGAUUUUACGAGAACUGGCUUAAUGAAAAGCCAACGAUAAUUGACAUGCUAAAUCAGUUUGGUUCAAUUAAGAUACCUAUUGAAGAUUUAAUUCAACUUUUACCGCCAAUUCAACCUCGCUACUAUUCAAUAUCUUCAUCUAAUUUUUAUUACCCGAAUCAGUUGCAUAUAACUGUCAGCGUUGUCACUAACAGGACACCGAAAGGUUCCGUUCGAGAAGGUCUUUGCUCUAAUUAUUUGCAGCGAACAACACCUAUGUUUUCGCAAGAUUAUCAGAAGAUCUUUUCGCCACACUCACAAAAACCAAGCAAAGUACGUCUAUUCAUAUCACCAAAUUCUUAUUUUCGUUUGCCUGGACAAGAGAGCUUAACUUCGCAUAUGAUGCCAUAUGAAAUUACUAAAGUUGACUCACUUCUGCCACUUAAUUCUCCAAUACUGAUGUUCGCAGUUGGAUCCGGUAUUGCUCCAUUUCGAUCAUUUUGGCAAGAGAUACAAACUUUACAGCGCUUGUGUAGUUAUGUGAAAGUGGAGCGUAUUCUGUUUAUUGGUGUCCGAACACCUAACGCCUUAUUAUUUGCAAAAGAAUUACAGGAUAUCAUUAAUGAAACAAAUGAUAAGAGACUUUUAACAGCUAUCAUUCCAGUGUAUUCACGAGCGCGGCCAGGUACGAAAAAGUAUAUUCAGGAAGUUAUGUCGGAAUACAAGCAUAUGGUUUACUCGAUCUUAAUACAACAAAAUGCAUAUAUCUACAUCUGCGGGUCUAUUCAAUCUUGUCUAGAUAUUGAAUCCGCCUUAGCAUCUAUAAUUCAAUUAUGCCAUCCAAAUAAACUAACACAGUUAGAAGCUAUGAAUAUUAUUAAGCAGUUGGCAGAAACAGGUCGAUUAAGAAAAGACAUGUAUGGCUGA